This is a messenger RNA of Calidris pugnax (ruff), 392 nucleotides long. RefSeq names its product integrin alpha-IIb-like. The coding region runs from base 69 to 392 and encodes 107 amino acids. Lineage: Eukaryota; Metazoa; Chordata; Aves; Charadriiformes; Scolopacidae. The transcript is spliced from 4 exons. The record is from RefSeq and is a predicted model, not a curated record.
GACGCUGACGCCGGCCGGUCCCACAGGACGGCACGCUGGUGCUGGGUGCCCCCGGUGGCUACUACUUCAUGGGGCUCCUGUACUCGGUGGAGGUGGAUGCCAUCCUCACCCGCUUCCACGGCACCUCCCUGCUGUGGCCCGAGCGCCCGGGGCGACCCACGGAGGAUCCCAUGGCCAUGGACUACGAGGAUGGCUACCGGGGGUACUCGGUGGCCGUGGGCGAGUUCGAUGGUGAUCCCGAAACUAAAGAGUUGGUGGUGGGGGUCCCCAACAAGAGCAACACGAGGGGCGAGGUGAGUGGUGCCCCCGGUGCCCGGCUGUGGGGGGAUGCCCGGUGGUGGGGACAUGGCUGGGGACGGGCACCCCGGGGUGGGGACAGGGACGGGGCCUGA